Molecule: messenger RNA, 3559 nt
Organism: Phalaenopsis equestris
Lineage: Eukaryota; Viridiplantae; Streptophyta; Magnoliopsida; Asparagales; Orchidaceae
Product: golgin candidate 5
Exons: 19
Coding region: 294-3188 (964 amino acids)
Source: RefSeq, a predicted model, not a curated record
UUUUUAAUACUUCACACCUUCAUCCAAAUGUGAAAUUCUGCUGCGGAGCAGAUUUCCUCUUGAUAUUCCUCUAAUUCCAAAUUCCUAAUCUUUUCCUGCCAAGGUGUGUUGUCCGUUUGUAUCCUCCUCCUUGAUUCCAUAGUUUCUGUAGCUUCCGCUGAUUGAUUAACCCAAUUCGAUAUCUGAAGCCUUCAGGCCGUUUGGAUUUUUCUGAUCCAGAGUCGCAUGCUUUGAGCGAUCUAAGAAGGCUAGGUGUCCGGAUCCGUGGAAGCAAAUCUUGAAGAGGCCGUAGAAUGGCAUGGCUUGGGAAGGUCUCUUUGGGCGGCUUCCCGGAUCUAGCUGGUGCUGUGACAAAGCUUAGCGAGAGUGUGAAGAAUAUUGAGAAGAAUUUCGAUAGUGCUCUUGGUUUGGAAGAGAAAUCCGACAGUGGUGAAGCUUCUCGACUAUGGCCUUCCGCAGCAGAGAGGAAAGCACUUUUCGACCCUGUCAUGGCUUUCAUGGGGAAUAGGGGAGAGGAGCCGCGGAAUAAAGGAGAUGGGGGUGCUGUGGAAGUAUCUGAAAAAGUGAAAACUUCAGAACAUCUUGCAUCUGAAGAAAAGCAAGAUGAGCUUCCUGGUGCAGUGUCACCAAUAUCUAAAGCCGAAACUGAGGUUGUUCUAGAGAAGGAAAACCUGAUUUCAGAAACUACAGGAAGAACUGACGUUGAGUCUCCCUCAAACUCAUUGAGCAAGGCUCUAGGGCCAGAUAAGGGUCAAGCUGAACCAGAUCCAGUUUUCAUACAAGCUGAAGAAGACUUGCCAGAUCCCAGAAAAUUGCAUCUAUCAUCAGAAAACAAUGAAAAGGAGUUGAUUUCCAUUGUUGGCUCACAGUAUGCGGAAAUUAUGGGAGAAAGUUCUGCUGAUACAGAACAGGAUGAUGUUAUUGUUUUGUCAGCUCCUGAUAGUUCCCAUGAUGUUGUGGACUCUCAGAAAAUUCAUGACAACCCGGAGAAAGAAGAAGACAUGCCUUGUAUUGGUUCUCCUGGUCAUUUUGAUAUAGAUGACAGUGUUCAAUCAAGGCUUGAGGUGGAAUCUCCAGGUUCAACUCCCUCCAAUAUCUCCAAGAUCAAGGAUUUAAGUGAAGUUCUUGAUGGAGAAUCUCCUACUUCACGAAUCUCAUUGCAAGAUCCAGCCAAAGAUUUAGCUGAUUUCGGUGCCAUCAAUGAGUUGAGGGAACUAGGUUCUCAAGUGAAGGUUUCUCAAGACAGUAAGGAAACAAAUUAUCAGAAUAUGAUAGCAAGUCCCUCAGAUUCCAGAAUUCUUUUGGCUGAACUGCAAAUAGUCAAGAAAGAAAGGGAAAUGAUGGAAGCUGCCCUGCAUGGAGCUGCUAGACAAGCCCAGGCCAAAGCUGAUGAAAUUGCCAAACUUAUGAAUGAAAAUGAGAUGUUGAAGUCUGCGGUUGAAGAGUUGAAGAGAAAAUCAGCAGAGGCAGAUAUUGAUGCUCUUCGUGAUGAAUAUCAUCAAAGAGUUGCCGCUCUGGAGAGAAAGGUCUACUCCCUUACUAGAGAGAAGGAUGCAUUAAGAAGAGAACAAAACAAAAGAAGCGAUGCAGCUGCUCUCCUGAAAGAGAAAGAUGAGAUAAUUACUCAAGUUAUGGCUGAAGGUGAAGAGCUAUCUAAAAAGCAAGCAGCUCAGGAAUCAACAAUUAGGAAAUUAAGGGCACAGAUAAGAGAGAUGGAAGAGGAAAAACAGAGGAUUUACUCUAAGCUUCAGGUUGAGGAGGCGAAAUCAGAAAGCAUUAAAAAAGAUAAAAUGGCUACAGAGAAGUUGUUACAAGAAACAAUUGAAAAAAAUCAAGCAGAUCUUGCUAUUCAGAAGGAAUUUUACGCUAACGAAUUGAAACUUGCCAAGGAGGCUGAAGCACUAGCUGAGGCCCGUGCCAAUAGUGAAGUUCGACUUGAACUUGAGAGUCGUUUAAAAGAAUCUGAUGAAAGAGAAUCCAUGCUAGUUCAAGCUCUUGAGGAGUUGAGGCAGGCUUUGACAAGAACAGAACAGCAGGCUGUUGCCAAAGAGGAAAUGCUUCGUCAUGACAUUGAUGAAAUUCAGAAGCGAUAUCAGGCAAGCGAACUUCGAUAUAAUGAGUUGCUCACUGAAGUUCCUGAUUCAACCAGGCCACUUUUGAGGCAGAUUGAAGCCAUGCAGGAAACAGCUGCUAGAAAAGAGGAGGCUUGGCGGGGAGUGGAAAGAGCUUUGAACUUUCGUGUCCAGGAGGCUGAAGCUAAAGCUGCAGCAGCAGAAGAAAGAGAAAGAGCCAUGAGUGAACAACUAUCACAAAGUUUAUCGCGAAUAACUGUUCUGGAAACCCAGAUUACGUUUCUUAGAACAGAGCAAGGUCAGCUAAGCAGAACACUUGAGAAGGAGAGGCAGAGGUCUUCUGAGAACCGUCAAGAAUAUCUCAUUGCAAAGGAGGAAGCAGCAACUCUGGAAGGUCGCGCCAAUCAGUUAGAAGAUGAAAUCAAGGAGCUCAAGGGUAAGCAUAAAAAGGAGUUGGAAGAAGAAAUAUCACACAGGCAACUAGUGGAGAUGGAGCUUGAACGGGAGAGAACUACAAGGAUAGAAUUGGAAAAGGCGGCAUCUCGUCAAACUUCUAUGGCUACAAAUCAAAAUUCUUCUAAUCUGAAAAACGCGAAUGCUGACAAUGGAAAUUUCCCUCCAAGGAAGUCCUUCACUGCUAGCAGCUUGAUUGACAUGGAUGAAAGCAUUUUCUUGCAAGCUUCUCUGGACCCAUCUGAUAAUCUUUCAUCUGAGAGAAGAAGUGGAGAGUCGAACCUCUCUUCAUACUACUUGAAGAGCAUGACACCUAGCACUUUUGAAGCUGCACUUCGUCAGAAAGAUGGAGAGCUUGCUUCAUAUAUUUCUCGUUUGGCUUCAACAGAAUCCACCCGUGAUUCUUUGGCUGAGGAACUUGUUAAACUGACGAGAGAGUCUGAAAAAUUCCGAACCGAAGCUGUUCUUCUGCCUGGAAUACGUGCUGAGCUGGAUGCUUUAAGGCGAAGACAUAAUGCCGCUCUAGAACUUAUGGGUGAACGUGAUGAGGAGCUGGAGGAACUGCGGGCCGAUAUCAUUGAUUUAAAAGAGAUGUACAGGGAGCAAAUAAAUCUUCUUGUUAAUAGGAUUCAAAAUUUCAACCCUCCAGCUGCUGCAAAUUAAUCAUUCCUGGUUUUUGUUUGUGUGAACAUACUCAUACUUACUGCAGGUAACUGAUGCUGUUUGGGCUUAAUCAGACAACUAGAUUUGAAUGAAAUGCUUCAUCCCCUGAUUUAUUUCUACUAUAAUUUCUCUGCAUUUCUUUUCUAUUAUUAUUAUUUUUUUUCUUACGUGCGAUUUGAUAUUUCGCCGAAUUGGAGAUUUCUCUCAUCGAGUUUAAACCAUAGCUGCUGUAUAUUGUAAAAACAAAAGCUUUGUUAAACUAUGUAUCUUGUGGGAAUCAACAUGAUUCUUAUUUUUGCAAAAUUACUUAUUUCAAUCUCCGAGAGUUAUAAAAAUAAAUAAAAGUGCUUCUGUGCUCAGCUUAUUUUUCA